Messenger RNA from Colletotrichum destructivum, 1431 nucleotides. RefSeq lists its product as uncharacterized. The coding region runs from base 1 to 1431 and encodes 476 amino acids. The record is from RefSeq and is a predicted model, not a curated record. NCBI's taxonomy places the organism in Eukaryota, Fungi, Ascomycota, Sordariomycetes, Glomerellales, Glomerellaceae. The transcript has 2 exons.
AUGAUGAACGGCCGGGACUGCGUCUUCGUGCGUCCCGUGCCUCGGUCCGCCGUCAAGGGCCGGUCCAAGAUCGCUGUCCGGAGCAAGAUCAUGGGCAGCGGCAUCUCGUGUUCAAACCCGAUGCACCAUCCCCUCGCCCGCAUGAGCAGCCCUGCGCCGAGUCCGUUGCCCCGGAAACCCAGCAUAGUUCCGAGCCUCCAAGGCGCCGGCAGCCCGCCCGACGACGGGUCGUCGGACUCGUCGACCGAGUCGGCCUCGAGCCCGCCGUCCAAGAUCCUCGAGUCACUCAGCCCGUACGGCAGCACGCUGAGUCGGCUGGACACGUCGGAGCGCAACUCGCUGUCGCGGCUGCUGCACAAGUCCAACUUCAUGCAGUACUUCAUCGGCCCGUCCUUUGUCGACAGCAUGCAGCUCGACAUGACGGUCCACUUGUUCUCCAUGUUCGACCAGGGCAAGGACGCCUACAUCGCCAUGUACACCGCCUUCGCCGCCACCAUGGGCCUCGACACGGGCCAGUACGACCCGGAGGCCAACCUGCACCGCGGCGCCAUGGCCGUCGAGCAGCUGCGGUCGUGUCCGCUGCCGACGCUCAAGCGCGAGGAGCUUCUGCCGUGGGCCGGCCUCGGGCUCGGCAUCGUCUACUUCUCCAACAUGGCCCUCGGCACCAGCGCCGCCCCCGUGCGCCGCUACAUCCUCAGCCACGUCCGGCACCUCCUCGGUACGACGCAGAUCUCGACGACGCGGACGCACUACAUCCUCGUCUACAUGACGGCCGUCGACAUCAACGAGUGCCUGAUGCAGCGCGAGCUGCCCGUGUGCGGCAUCGCCCCGCCCGAGGGCGGCCACGUCGACGCCUACGUCGGCGUGUGCAUGCCGCUGCUGCAGCACCUGUACGACCUCUGCCGCAUCAGCUACCACCUCUACCACGAGGUCGACGUCGAGGAGCAGACUCUGGCGCUCGACGCGCUCGAGAGGGACGUCGAGGCCUGGCAGCCCGUCAUCCCGCCCGACUUCACGAGCCGCUUCACCACGGGCGAGGUCAUCCACAUGCUGGCCCAGAGCCGCAUCUACAAGACGGCCGCCAUGCUCUUCAUCCACCGCCUGCGCCACCGCUUCGGCGAGGGCGACGAGAUGGCCUCGGCCAUGUCCAAGAGCAUCCUUUCGGACCUCCGCAUGACUCUGACCGUCUCCAAGGACACGCAGCGCUGCGUCAGCUUCCCCUACAUGCUGGCCGCCAUCGAGGCCCGCGACGCCGCCGAGAAGGAGACAGCGCUCGAGGCCAUGAGCGCCCUCACCGACGCCUUUAACACGCGGUACAAGACGGGCAUGGCGGCUUUUCUGAACGCCGUCUGGGACAUGAGGGAUGCGAACCCGGGCAUGUCGUGGCUCGACAUGAUGCCGAGCCUGCCGCCCAUCUCGGUGGGCGUCUAG